CAGCCGCUCCAGUUCUUUAAAGCAGCUGUUGUUCCUGCCCAGGCAGGGGUGUCACCUCGGAAAAUCCCUUGGUGGCUGAUGUGGAAAUCCCCCACUGUGGAACUUUGAGAGAGGGGGGAGAUUUCCUCCUUACUAACGGAAGAAAAAACAGAUAGUCUUGGCAAGAGUGGCAGAGAACAAGAAGAGGAGCCCGGUGGUUGAGCCCGGGAGUCACCCUCCUAAAGCGCUCAAAGGACGGGAUUGGGAUUCAUGGCUCCCCAAAUUGCAUCGCCCAGCGCCUGACUCUUUUAUUGGGGAGGAUUAGUAUUUAGAUUGCAGGGUCUUUCUUCCCAGCGAUUCGGGUUUCUUCUUACAGAAUGGCUGGAUCACAGAUCAUUCCUCAAGAUUUAUAUUCGAGCAACAUGCUGAAAGCUGUGAAGAUAAGACAACUGAUGUCUGAAGACCUUGUCAAAUACAACAAUGGAAUUAUCCAGCAUUUUAAAACUAUGCAUAGAUACACCAUAGAGAUGUUCAGGAUGUGUCAUUUUUGCCCGCCUUUUCAGAAGCUUCUUCAAAAAUCUCUAAUUGACCAAGCAACUCAAAACUCACUGGAACGCCAAAAGAAGUUAAACUGGUGUCGAGAAGUUAAAAAACUUAUGCCACUGAAGACUAAUGGAGAUGGAAAUUGUCUCAUGCACGCUGCUUCCCAGUAUAUGUGGGGUGUCCAAGACGUUGACCUGCUUCUGAGAAAAACAUUGUUUAGUGUACUUAAAGAAGCCGAUACACGCAAUUUUAAACUGCGCUGGCAGCGAGAAACCCUGAAAUCACAGGAAUUUGUGGCAACAGGACUCUGCUAUGAUACCAGGAACUGGGAUGAUGAAUGGGACAAUCUUAUUAAAAUGGCAUCUGCAGAAACAUCAGUUGCCCACCCAGGCCUUCAGUAUACCUGUCUGGAAGAAAUCCAUAUAUUUGUCCUUGCUAACGUCUUAAGGCGCCCCAUCAUAGUUGUUGCAGAUAAAAUGCUCAGAAGUUUGCAGUCAGGUUCCAGCUUUUCCCCUCUGAACAUUGGUGGAAUUUAUCUGCCUCUCCAUUGGUCAGCAGACAACUGUUUUCGAUAUCCUAUCAUUCUUGCUUACGACAGUAUGCACUUCACUCCUUUGGUUGUUCUGAAGGAUAGUGGGCCAGAAAUCAAGGCAGUUCCUUUAGUCAGUUGUGAAAGAGGGAGAUUUGAAGACUUGAAAGUGCAUUUUUUAACUGACGCUGAAGAAAGAGAGAAAGAAAAACUGAUAAGAGACUAUCUCAUGGUGAUUGAAAUUCCUGUACAAGGAUGGGACCCAGGGACAACACAUCUCAUUAAUGCUGCAAAGUUGGAUGAAGGUAACUUGCCCAAAGAGAUUAACCUGGUGGAAGAUUACUUUCAGUUGGUGCAACAUGAGUACAAGAGGUGGAAAGAAAACAGUGAAUUUAUUGGGAAGGAAACAGGUGCGAGGAACGGACUGGCAUUGCAGUUAUCCCAGCUAUCGCUUAUGGAGGCAAAAUGUGAAACUCCCAACUGCCCUUUCUACAUGUCUGUGAAUACCCAGCCAUUCUGCCAUGAGUGCUCAGAACAGAGACAAAAGGCAAAUUUGGUAAAGAGGCAGCACUUCUGGUCAGGUUCAGAGAAGCCCCGGGGAAAUAGGUCCAGUUACCCAAAGGAUGAACGCCACCACCUUCCUGCCUGGACUUCUGAAAAUUCCAGCUCAGAACCUUGUUCUGCACCUCCCACAGCUCCAAGUCUUUUUCUAUACAGUGAAACAACUGCUAUGAAGUGCAGGACCCCAGGCUGCCCUUUUACACUGAAUGUGCAAUACAAUGGGCUUUGUGAACGUUGUUACAACUGUGCAGAGGUCAAUCCUUGCAAUACUCCAAGUGACCCACAGCAUUCGAAUUGUGUGACUUGCACAUCCUGCCUUAAGGACACCAACAGAACCUUCAAUGGGAUGUGUAGCACUUGCUUCAAACGGACUAUAGACCAUUCCUCAAACGCCGGCUCCGGCACUAUGCCUUCCACCCAUCAGAGGUCCAGUUCUGAUCCUAUUCCUAUAUCACGGUUUUUGCAGCAUUCCUGUCACACAGUAACCAACAGCAAUAAGGUGGAAGCGCCACCCUAUGUUCAGCCCCAAAGAACAGAACCAAGGACGAGAAACAAUAAAUGCAGGAAGCCCGGCUAAAUUUUUGGGACUCUCCAGAAUGAAGGCUUUUGUACCCUGUGUUACUUCGAGUAUCAAGAAAAUAGAGAGGCCCCCCUGCUUCAUCAGCGAAGGUCUCCUGUGACGUCUCCUGUUUUGGAGCAUCCUGGAAUCUCAGCUGCUGUCUAUCAAAAUACCGUUUCCUGCCCGGGCCAAGAAUGUGGCACAAUAGGGAGCACCAUGCUUGAGGGGUACUGCCAGAAAUGUUUUAUUGAAGCACAGAGCAAGCGGCUCCAUGAAGCCAGAAGGACUGAAGACAAAAUAGUGAGACAAUCAGAGCAAAUGGGACAACAUCAAGAUUUACACCAGAAAACUGCACGCUCUCAAAAACGCAAAUGUGCUAAAGUUUCGUGUAGAAAUAAUUUAGCUUCCCGGAGUGCAGAGGUCUGUCAAGACUGCUUGCGUGUCACCCAACAGAGACAGUCUGGAACACCUCAGGUUGAACCUCCAGCUGAUGAACUUCCCAAACAGCGUUGCCGAGCCCCUGCCUGUGAUCACUAUGGUAAUAACAAGUGCAAUGGCUAUUGCAACGAGUGCUAUCAGUUCAAACAAAUAUAUGGAUAGCAAAUGCUUUUUUUGCCUUGCAAAAGGGAAAAAAAAGGAAUGGUGCUAUGUUCAAAACACUUAAUUGUCUUGCUACAGCUUUCUACAACAGUCAUAAAAUUGAUCUUCUUCAGUCUUGUGAAAAAGGUGACUUUGGAGGGAAAACAAUAAGCUGAUUUCUUUUGUGCAUAUGUAGAUACACGUGUGUGUGUGUGUGUGUGUGUGUGUGUGUGUGUUUACUAUCCCAAGUUAAUCCUGGGAUAGUAAAGGAGGUUGCUUCCGUCAUAGAUGGUGAAUGGAAAAACAUUUUAUACUUGACUACAAAACCUCUUUUCUCAAAAAUAUUUUGGAUUAUGUUUGAUAUUGAAUAAUACUUGUAUGAAAAAAUAAUAAUGCUCUUUGCAUGCUUUUCUGCUAAUAUGUCUCUUGCCUUCUGUCUAAAUUGUGAGCAUUCUGUGUAUAAUGAAACCUGCCAAAAAUUUGUAAUGAACAGCUUUCUACAACAGUCAUAAAAACUGUGUGUGAUUACUCUGAAAAUGCUGAUAUGGUAGAGCUAAGAUUGAACAAAAUAUUAGGAAGUUGUGGGAGAACUUUUUACCAUUUUUGCUUGCUUGUCCUUUUUAAAAAUUGGUGGCUUCUGCAUUUGUUUUAUGUAAGGGUGGGGUUUUUUGGGGGGGGGCAAUGUUUCUAAAUGAAAGUUUUAUGCAAGUAGAGCAGCUAUAAACCCAUAAAAUUUGGCCUUGGAACACUGACUGGUGUUUUUCCAUUGACUACUCUAUGUGGUUUGAAUGAGGGUGUAGUUGCUAAACCUCUUGUAAUUUAGAAUGUGAAAGAACAUAGGUAAUUUUUAAGUAUAACAUUUGAGAAGGGAAAGUGGGGGAGGGAGAUCAUGAGAAAAAAAGGUUCCUAAAUAUGCAUGUAUAUUGAUUGACAUGGAAGCAUACUGAUAGAUUAGAAACAACCUACUCUGUGUUUAUUGAGAGAAAAGAGCAAAAGUCUUUUUUACAAUACAGUCUUCCUGUAUUGUAGAUGAUAUAACAAAUCUGCUUUCUCUUCAUGUCUCACCUCUACUAGUUAAUUAAAAGUUUGCUGAACUGUUACAAUCCUUUAGAAUUUACUAAGAAAUAAGAAGGAUCUUCUGUGGGCCUCUGUGUCCUUACAAUUAAGUGUUAACUUCUGGACUAUGAGGUUCCCAAAGUAGACAGGGUUGUUUUUUGUUUUUGCUUUCCACAUUCACACAUCCCUACAGUCCUCAGUUGUAUCUGACUGUGGAUAUAUCUAAUAGUGAGGGGGGGGAUAGGCUCUGUGUUGUUUGUAAGGUGGCCACUCCUGUGAAAUCCUACUUAUUUCCACAGUGUAAGUUUGCAAUCUCGAGCCAUUAUCUGCCAUAACUGCAUAUUGUUCUGAGUAAUCACACGAGAACAAACAAGAAUGUAUUUGGAGCGCUGCAAUUUAUCUUCCAUUUUUCCCAAAGCCCUCAUGCAUCUUUUGUUUUCUUUCUCUGAAAAUUAGGGGGGGGGGGGCAUGUACAUCAACUGCUUGCAUUUUGCAUGUGUAUGUAAUCCCCAUUAUGAGAAACACUGCUAUUGUCACAGUCCUUCGCUGUUCAAAUUUCAGUGUAUGAUUUUGUGAGCUUUGUAAAAUGUGAAGGCGUAUUUAAAUAUUUAUGUUAUUUCAAAAAAUGUAAUGUUGGAAAGUUGCACAUUGCCAGUAUAAUAAUUUGCUCUUUAUUUCAUUCUCCUUUUUAAAAAAAAAAUCCUUCUUGUUAAUACAGAAUGGAAAUACAAUGAAGGAAAAUUCAGCAGUCAAAAUAAAUUAUUUAAAGAUUUGUUUAAUUGUA
Messenger RNA from Thamnophis elegans (Western terrestrial garter snake), 4590 nucleotides. RefSeq names its product TNF alpha induced protein 3 (gene TNFAIP3). Gene Ontology annotation, cellular component: nucleus; cytoplasm. The record is from RefSeq and is a predicted model, not a curated record. Gene Ontology annotation, molecular function: cysteine-type deubiquitinase activity; K63-linked polyubiquitin modification-dependent protein binding; zinc ion binding. Gene Ontology annotation, biological process: protein K29-linked deubiquitination; positive regulation of Wnt signaling pathway; cell migration. Lineage: Eukaryota; Metazoa; Chordata; Lepidosauria; Squamata; Natricidae.